Messenger RNA from Volvox carteri f. nagariensis, 585 nucleotides. RefSeq lists its product as uncharacterized. The annotation marks the transcript as partial. Lineage: Eukaryota; Viridiplantae; Chlorophyta; Chlorophyceae; Chlamydomonadales; Volvocaceae. The transcript is spliced from 4 exons. The record is from RefSeq and is a predicted model, not a curated record.
UUUCCUGAGAUAAGAUCUGCCUCGCCCUCCGCAGGCCUGACGACCACCGCGAAAAGUGCCUGGGCAGGGCUGGCGGCUGGGUUCCUUCACACCCUGUGUGGCCCGGAUCAUCUUGCGGCGCUGACGCCGCUGACGAUUGGUCGUAACCGCUUCGCCGCGUCGGCGUUGGGGGCGCUGUGGGGCUUCGGCCACUCGACGGGUCAGCUCAUCCUAGGCCUUGUGUUCGUGGACCGCUUCCAUGACCUGGUGCCCUUCCUGUCCAAGUGGGCGGGUACGGUGGUGCCGCUGACACUAAUCGCAAUCGGCGUCAUGGGCAUCUACGAGAGCUUCUUUGAGAAGGACGAUGCGCAUGCGGAGGCCGAGGUGGAGGCUGUGGGACUUGCACUUGCGAGUGGCGGUCUAAAGUCCGGUUUCGCCACGUAUGCCACCGGCAUCGUGUACGGGCUGCAACCCGAUGCGCUGUUCGUGGUGAUUCCCGCUCUGGCGCUGCCCACCAAGCUGGCGGCCAUCGCUUACUGCUCCAUGUUUGUCAUCGGGACGGUGUCGGCCAUGGGAGGCUACACGCUGCUGAUCGGUACGCUUUGA